Molecule: messenger RNA, 1810 nt
Organism: Serpula lacrymans var. lacrymans S7.9
Lineage: Eukaryota; Fungi; Basidiomycota; Agaricomycetes; Boletales; Serpulaceae
Exons: 9
Coding region: 245-1231 (328 amino acids)
Source: RefSeq, a predicted model, not a curated record
AAUCGAAUCCACUGCGGGGCGACAAAAAAUUACUUAGAAAGCGAUAUUUUUACCGUGAAACUCAACGUUCUUUGACGAAAUUCCUCUCGUUUUGUGGUUCUCUCGUUAUCUUCUUUUGCUACUAGACCAGUCACGACCGUCCACUUAUACCACUGGCACAUUAUACCUGGCCUUGCAUACCUCGGAGCACUGGACUCUCAGCCAACGAUAGCUGGCACACACACUUAGAUUUAUAGACUGAACAAUGGCUAGGACAUCAUAUCACUGGCGCUCGCUUUCGUACAUCCUCGCAAUCGUAGAGGUCGCGCUCGCAGCCCUUGACGGCGAGGGCAUCGCUCAACCACACGGAGUGCCACCUGCGUCAUCAAUACCAACACCCACACCACGUUCGGUGGCUCAGCGAGCUACUGUUAGCGUACCACCUGCCGGAUAUUAUAACCCGUACGAUGGCGGAGGGAGCUUGCUCACUGCCGUCGUAGGCACAUACCCACCCGGGCAAGGCGAACCCAUAAACGCCAUCAUAUCUGCUUACUCCGACAGCGCUGUGCUCCAGAGCACGGCCUCGAACGGAGGGCUUAUCAACUAUUACCAAUCAUUCGGAUUCUCGACGGAAUGUCUCGGUCAACAUGCCGGAAAUAACCAGGGUGCGAAUCUGGGUGACGGAAAUGGAUAUCUAAACCAAACCGCCGUAAUCCGAUGGGACUAUGGUGACCCCACCCUAGGGACAUGUGAAGAGACCAUAGAAGGCGGGAACCACGUCCGGUACUGGAUUCAAGACGGCAGUCAAGCUGACAGUGGGGCCAUAUUCAUGGCUGUUUCGUAUGAGAUGCCUAUCGCCGAACAACACAAUAUCGUCCCAAAUGGUUACAAUCUUGGACGCGACUGGCUCGUCGGCAACGCAACGUCUCAGUCCCAAAUCAUUCCCACGCUCAACGACACCAACUCCUCAACCUACAGUGGCCAAACGGCAUUCAACGGGUACACCUACUCUACGAGCGUGAAAUACGUCUCAGGCCUCCUUCCCAACACCAGCUACGGCAUCAACCACAAUGGUUCUGUCCCCGUUCCAGGUGACAACGCCGUCGACGGGCUUGUGGCCGUCAUGACAGUGAAGAUCGUCGGCGAACCCGCUAGUUCGGGAGCGGAGUGGUCACUACCGUCGACAGGAAUGUGGACGCUUUCUAUGCUUGUGCUUUUGCUAUCGAUAUUUUCAGCUUCGCCUCUGCUAUAACUUGUGUCGCAUCCGCUGAUUCCACACUCCAUCUGAUUAAGACCGGUACUGUUACCAGUUUUAAUUUCAUAUUCUGUCGACACCACCCACGAGUCGCGUCUCUUCGUGAACAGCUCAGCCCCCUGCACCCCUUCGCCAACAAUACCCGCCACUUACGGACGUUCUCGAAUGACACUCGCCACCUCACAUGGAAAUAUAUGCCCCACCUCAUCGUAUUUCCUUCCUCAUCCUCGCUUCCAUACCUUCAUCUCAUUCAUCCCACUUCUUUUUUUGUCUUACACAACGUAGUAGUGUAUUCCUAAAUUUCCCGAAUAUACUGCUAUACGUUCUAGUCAAACGUUCACGAAUUUUCACGUUGUUAGCUUUCCUUUUCAUACUUUGUUUUCUUUAUUAUUGCUUGCAUACCCGGCCAGACCCGCUGGUAGGACUACCUCCGUAGUACCCGCGCGCAGGGUUUAAGUCGGUGUAGCGGACCUUCACCAUAACCUAUAAUGUGUUUCUGGUUGUUAUGGAUGUCGUAUACAUAUUGCCUUGUCAAUAAUUGGACACUAAAUGUGACCUAUGCUCAGAAAAGAUGGA